AUGCCCAGAUUGGAGCACGAUCUCCAGGGUCUGUCAGAUCAUGUCCUGAUCUGCACAGAUCUUGAUAUCGGUCCCGAACCGCCCGGAUCUGGGCGACGGACAAUUAAACCCAGAAGCGAGGCUGAGAAGUCUUUCAUUUCGGAUAUUCUCUGGGAUCUUGCGGCUAUUCCUGUCGCAGCCCCGGCAACCAAGGAAGGCGUUGAAGCUUUAGCCGAUGCUAUCGCGACAGCGUUCUCGGACGCAUGGCUUGUCCAUUCGACCAAGUCCAAACCUACCAAGCGCUCCAAGUCCUGGUGGACGGAUGAGUGCUCGGAGACAUUCAGCGUAUAUCAGUUGAGCCGCUCGCUCGCUGAUUACAACAAGUUUAAGAAGGCAUGUAAGGAUGCCAAGGAUGAUUUCUUUGAUGAAUGCAUCGCAGAAAUUGCUACCUCUCGCAAGCGCCCAUGGGACCUGAUGGAAUGGGUCAAACAGCGCAAGCUACCACCCUGUGAGGCUAUUCGCGAUGGCAACCAGCCUUGCCACGAUAUGGACGACCUAUGGGACGCCCUUCACAGCAUGUACAAUUUGGCCUCUGGUCGCGAGUACGAUGCCUCAGUCUUAGAUGAGCUUCCCAAUGAGCCGGUCCGCGAGUGGGCUGACUUUUCGGAGCAUGAGUUGUUGAGUGCCCUUAAGGGGUGCUCCAACUCCUCUGCACCAGGACCGGACCAUAUCACAUGGGUCCACCUAAAGGAGCUGCUCAAGGACAAGCACGUCCUUGCGCUCUUCAUCAUGUUGGCCAACGCUUGCCUCUGGGUUGGGCAUUGGCCAGGUAUGUUUAAGGAGUUGCUAUCAGUUAUCGUCCCAAAGCCGAACAAGCCCUCCUAUGCAGUUCCGAAGGCUUUCAGGCCUAUUGUCCUCCUCAUCACUUUUGGUAAACUUAUCAAGAAGAUGAUUGCCAACAGGAUACAGUUUGACGCCGUCAAACAUGAUAUCUUCCAUCCCAAUCAACUUGGCGGUAUCCGCCAGAGGUCCACCGAGGAUGCUGGAUUGAUUCUGACUCAUCUCAUGCGAGCAGGGUGGGUUAAGGGUCUCCAGACUAGCGCGCUGGCUUUUGACAUCGCGCAGUUCUUCCCUUCUAUCAACCAUGAGAUGUUCAUGGCUGUACUUCGCAAGCAAGGGUUUUCACCGGUUCUGGUGGAAUUCUUUGCCUCCUACCUUGUAGGCCACUCCACAGUUUACUGUUGGAACACCUUCCAAUCCGACUCACGGUCUGCGGACGUGGGUGUCAGGCAGGGCUCUGCUCUCUCGCCUGUUAUCUCUGGGCUGUUCAUUGCUCCGGUAAUGAAGCUCUUCUAUAUCAAGGCGGCGCCACUCAACAUGACGCUGCUUUCCUUUGUGGAUGACGGGACCAUUCUGGCCCAAUCCAAACAACUUGAUGAUAAUAAUGUGGGCCUGCAUGCCUACAAUCCCUCGCUGGAUCUGGGGUACGCCCCACAUACCGGUGCUACACCUUUGAAGCCGAAGACCUAUUGGAAGUACUUGGGCUUCUACUUUGACCACGGGCUCACCUUUCAUGAGCACGUUCGCUACUACGCCACCAAGGCGUUUACCACUGUGCAGGCCAUGCGCAUGCUCAGCAACUCUACCAGAGGUCUCUCGCCUAAACAGCGCCGCCUCUUAUAUCGGUCGUGUGUGGUCCCCAUUGCCACAUACGGCUAUCGUCUCUGGUAUUUCGACGGCGCCCGUUACAAGGGUGCGAUGAACCAGUUGAAACGGAUGCAGCGUAAAGCUGCUCUAUGGAUCACGGGUGCCUUCCGCACCUCACCUACAGGCGGUCUUGAGGCUCUAGCGGGCCUCAUUCCUGUCCAUCUUAUGCUGAAGAAGCUGGCAACGCGUGCAGUGUAUCGCGUCGCCACCCUCUCGGACACCCACCCCCUUCGCUCUAUGAUGGGCGAGGGACUCCUUAAGCGAGCCGCACCACAUGCUCGCUCAGCCGCCUUGAUGACCCCAGCCAUGCGAGGGAAAGUCAAGAGCACCGUUAUGGAGGUGGACGAGCGUGUCCACACCUUAACUGAGAGCUUCGAGCCUUUUGCGCCCGAAGCUCGCCCAGGCGAUCGGUUACUGGACCGCUAUGCGGACCGUCUCCAUUUUGAUGAGCGCGAUCCUACCCAGGAUAGGCGCCCAUAUCUAGACGAGCUCAUCGCCAGAGCGAGGGCUGACCCGCUGACAGUACUGGCUGCAACUGAUGGCUCUGUCCCUCAGUCCAACCAGUAUCAGGCGGCUUCAGCUGCCAUAAUCUACAAGGGACAUCGUGAGCUCGAAAGGACUUGCUAUGUCUCUGGCAGAGUUACCACCCCAGAUGCGGAACUCAAUGCCAUCUCGUGUGCAGUACGCCUUGCUGCCAAGCAGGCAAACUGCCAACAUAUCAUGGUCUUUACUGACUCCAUGGGCUCAGCCCAUAGAGCAGUUGACCCUUCCGUACAUUCUGGUCAGGCUUUUAGCCUGUCAGUUUGUCGCGUUCUUCAAGAGUGGUUUGAGGCAGACGAUCUCCGCCGCAUUACCUUCGUUUACGUCCCAUCCACUCUGCGGUGGGAUAUCCAUGGUGAAGCACACAAGUAUGUCACCAAGCUCAAAGUCAGGGUUGGACGUCGCAAGACGGACAACUCCAUAGAUGCGCUACCCUCUCGAGCGGCGCACUCAGUCCUGGAUUCGUGGGGUUCCACUUUCCAGGAUCCAACCUACCGAGGCUCUGAGUUUUUAGAGCUUCAACAGCCUGACGGGCGGCCGCUACAGCCAUCGUACCUCAAUGGGGGACCUUGGCUUUCAACUUUCGGACACAGUAUCACUGAGUUCGCCCGCGUUUGCCGGUGUAUAACUGGCCACACGCCCAUUGGAGCGUAUUACCGUCGCUUCAAGAUCAAUGAGCCUCACGGCUGCACUUGCGGGGCUGCUUUGCAGUCCCGUCAGCAUAUUCUCUUUCACUGUCGCGAUCGCUACUCCGUGCACUACCCCCGAUUUCUUGGGGACAUUGCAGCUUUUAUGAAGUACAACCCUAUGGUGUUUGGCUUCACCCGGGACCCUUCGGGGGUCGGAUAA
Cyclocybe aegerita is the source of this 3075-nucleotide messenger RNA. The record is from the annotation of a GenBank genome assembly. NCBI's taxonomy places the organism in Eukaryota, Fungi, Basidiomycota, Agaricomycetes, Agaricales, Hemipholiotaceae.